Messenger RNA from Xyrauchen texanus (razorback sucker), 2598 nucleotides. RefSeq names its product sodium-coupled neutral amino acid transporter 9-like. Gene Ontology annotation, biological process: amino acid transmembrane transport. The record is from RefSeq and is a predicted model, not a curated record. The transcript is spliced from 15 exons. The coding region runs from base 92 to 1744 and encodes 550 amino acids. Gene Ontology annotation, molecular function: amino acid transmembrane transporter activity. Lineage: Eukaryota; Metazoa; Chordata; Actinopteri; Cypriniformes; Catostomidae.
AAUACUGUUUCCUUUUUCAAAACGUUUGUUUGGCUCAUCAGAUAAUCCGUGUGUGUGUAUGGUAACGACUCCAUAAGAGAAGAGGAGCAUCAUGGAUGAGAACAGUAAACCAUUAUUGGGUUUAGCACACACUGGAGAGUAUUACACAGAUUCACUGGACUCCAAACUGAGGAGGCCGUUCCAUGUGGAGCCCAGGAAUAUUGUGGAUGAUGAUGUUCAGGAGCGGGUGUCUGCUGCGGCGUCAGUGUUGAGCAGUCGAGUUCAUUACUAUGGCCGUCUGACUGGCUCUUCUGACAAACUGCUGGUACCUCCAGAUCAUGUGAUCCCGGCUCCUGAAGACAUCUAUAUCUACAGUCCUCUGGGAACAGCGUUCAAAGUGCAGGGAGGAGAAAGUGCUGUCAAAAACCCCAGCAUUGUCACAAUUUUUGCCAUAUGGAACACCAUGAUGGGAACAUCUAUAUUAAGCAUACCCUGGGGAAUAAAACAGGCUGGCUUCACUCUGGGCAUCAUCAUUAUUGUGCUCAUGGGUCUGUUGACGCUUUACUGCUGUUACAGAGUACUAAAGUCCCCAAAGUCAAUACCCUAUGUAGAUACUUCAGACUGGGAGUUUCCUGAUGUGUGUAAAUAUUACUUUGGGGCAUUUGGAAAAUGGUCGAGUCUCAUAUUCUCCUUGGUGUCACUGAUUGGUGCUAUGGUGGUUUACUGGGUUCUUAUGUCCAACUUCCUUUUCAACACAGGGAAAUUCAUUUACAACUAUGCUCACAAUGUCAGCACAUCAGAUACAGAGUUUGGCACGAAUGGAACAGACAGAGUGGUGUGUCUGCAUCCUGAUUUGGAUCCCAACAAGAACCACAGUUUUGUUUUCUACAUGGGUGACAACAGCACAGGACAUGAUGUGUUUGACCGCUGGUGGAGUAAAACCAACACCAUCCCUUUUUACCUCAUCAUACUGUUGCUGCCACUGCUCAAUUUCCGCUCUGCCUCGUUCUUUGCCAGGUUCACCUUUUUAGGCACUAUAUCAGUGAUGUAUCUCAUCAUUUUGGUCACCCUUAAAGCUGCUCGACUGGGAUUUCACCUGGAGUUCCACUGGUUUGAACCAUCUAAAUUGUUUGUUCCAGAGUUCAGAUCGCUCUUUCCGCAACUGAGUGGAGUUCUGACACUCGCAUUCUUCAUUCACAACUGUAUCAUCACCCUUAUGAAGAGCAACAGACAUCAAGAAAACAAUGUGCGGGACCUGUCGUUGGCUUACCUUCUCGUGGGGUUAACAUACCUAUACGUGGGCGUGCUGAUCUUUGCUGCCUUUCCAUCACCUCCGCUGUCUAAAGAAUGCAUCGAACCAAACUUUCUGGAUAACUUCCCCAGCAGUGACAUCCUGGUGUUUGUUGCAAGAACGUGUCUUCUGUUCCAGAUGACCACCGUUUACCCUCUGCUGGGGUAUCUGGUGCGGGUGCAGCUGAUGGGGCAGAUCUUUGGUGAUCAUUACCCGGGUUUCCUCCAUGUGUUUGUUCUGAACAUUGUCGUCGUUGGAGCUGGAGUUCUCAUGGCCAGAUUUUACCCCAAUAUUGGCUCUAUUAUCAGGUACUCUGGGGCGAUGUGUGGUUUGGCUCUGGUGUUUGUCCUUCCCUCUCUGAUACACAUGAUCGCACUGAAGCGACGAGGCGAGUUACGCUGGCCAUCCACUGUCUUUCACAGCCUCCUCAUCCUGCUCGGAGUGGCCAAUCUGUUGGGACAGUUCUUUAUGUAAGACCUCUGUGCCUUCAAUUGAAUUCAUCACACAUGACUUCACAGUGUAGAGUUCCCACUUCUUCUGUUGGGAAUCAUUCCUCUGGUGCUUCUUACAGGACUGAAGUCAUGACACUAACUGACUAAUCAAAGUAGCAAUGGGUUUUAUUUCAAGGCACCAAAAUGUCUCAGUUUACACAUUUUAAUAGAUUUAAUUCAAAUGAUAGAUUUAGCAUAUUGUUUUUAUCUGUUCCCAUUAGCUUCAGACAAGCUACUGGACGCUGUCAUCAGGGAUCUAAUCAUUUUUUCUUUUUACCUGUAAAUGUGAUCAUAAUCAAAUCAUAAUGCAUCAUAUUUCUCCCCGAUUUCAUUCAUUUGGUAAAAGUGCAGUGAAGACAGACUUUACCAGAGCUAUUAUUGUGCUCCCGCAAGAUGCAAGACUACACUGUAGAAAAUGACACCCUCAUAUUUGCAUCAUAUUUAAACAAAUGACACCGAUCAAGCCGUUUCACUGGUAAUAACACUACAUGAAGUGUUCUGUGGAAAGACCCAGUUUUGACUGUUGUGGAAUUAAACAUGCAUAAUUAAUGGAUCCAUAAAGGGAAGCAAAAGUGUCUGUUCAUGAUAACUGUUUCUUGUUGCCUUUGAUUGUUUGAUAUUGUGUUCUGAUUCAACAGAAGAGAAACACUCUUAUGAUGCAUUCUAUAUGAGUUCAUGUCACUUUAUAAAUCAUAUGUCAUGGAUGAGAGAAGAUUCCAUUUGCACACGUCUGAGAUUCCAAAGCUUGAGUCACUUUUAAUGUAUUUGUAAAUAUUCAUUUCUGUCCAAACAACGUCUCAAGUUCUUGCGUAUGCUGUUAUGGAUAAUAAAUAGUAA